This is a messenger RNA of Ricinus communis (castor bean), 2889 nucleotides long. RefSeq names its product serine/threonine-protein kinase ATG1c. Gene Ontology annotation, cellular component: cytoplasm. The coding region runs from base 384 to 2549 and encodes 721 amino acids. Gene Ontology annotation, biological process: peptidyl-serine phosphorylation; autophagy. NCBI's taxonomy places the organism in Eukaryota, Viridiplantae, Streptophyta, Magnoliopsida, Malpighiales, Euphorbiaceae. The transcript is spliced from 13 exons. Gene Ontology annotation, molecular function: ATP binding; protein serine/threonine kinase activity. The record is from RefSeq and is a predicted model, not a curated record.
CUACUCUCCUUGGAAUUUCGUUCCCCUUUUCGGCUUUCGUUGCUGUUCACCCUCUCAGCUUCCUAGAAAAGGAAGAAAGAAACACUCAAUCAUGCUUCAUUAAUCCCAAUCACAAACAAUAUUUUAAUAACCGAAUUCUUGUAUUUAAUUCAUAGUUGAAAAAAGAAAAAAGAAAAAAGAAAAAGCUAAUUUAAUUCUAAUCAUGAUAAUACAAUAAAACCACAUAAUACAUACAGACCAAACAUUAUACAUGAAAAACCUACUUUGACCCUCUCUCCCUCUGUCUCUCUCCAUCUCUCUCUCUCUCUUAUAAUUUAUCUUAAUUAGGCCAGUCCAAUCCGAUCUCCGGUUCGAUUUUAGGGUUUACUAAUUCUGACAAUAUUAUGGCUCAGGCACCGGGAAGGGGCAGGGUUGUUGGAGAGUACCUGGUAGGUAGGCAAAUCGGGUCGGGUUCCUUCUCGGUGGUUUGGCAUGCUAGGCACCGAGUUCAUGGAACUGAGGUGGCGAUAAAAGAGAUAGCCACGAGUCGACUCAAUAAGAAGUUGCAAGAGAGUUUAAUGUCUGAGAUCUUUAUUCUGAAGAGGAUUAAUCAUCCUAAUAUUAUUUGCUUGCAUGAUAUCAUUGAGGUCCCGGGGAGAAUAAAUAUUAUAUUGGAAUAUUGCAAGGGAGGUGAUCUUUCUAUGUAUAUUCAACGGCAUGGAAAAGUUCCUGAAGCAAUUGCUAAGAACUUCAUGCAGCAACUAGCGGCUGGUUUACAAAUCCUCCGGGAUAAUAAUCUUAUACAUCGGGAUCUGAAGCCACAGAAUCUCCUCCUUUCCACCACUGACAGCAAUGCAGUACUGAAAAUUGCUGAUUUUGGAUUUGCUAGAUCUCUGCAACCUAGAGGCCUUGCAGAAACCUUGUGUGGUUCACCCCUUUACAUGGCUCCAGAGAUAAUGCAACUUCAGAAGUAUGAUGCUAAGGCAGAUCUCUGGAGUGUUGGUGCCAUUUUAUUCCAGCUUGUAACUGGAAAAACACCAUUCACUGGAAACAAUCAAAUACAGUUGCUCCAAAAUAUUGUGAAGUCCACUGAACUGCAAUUUCCUUCUGAUAGUAAAGAUUUGAGUGCUGAAUGCAAAGAUUUGUGCCAAAAAUUGCUGCGUCGUAAUCCAGUGGAAAGGCUGACAUUUGAUGAGUUUUUUAACCACUCAUUCCUUUCCCAGAAGAAUGUGGAUGAAUCAUUGAGGAAUAGGAGGUUUGCAAAAUCAGUUGAAAGUUUUCCAUUGUGUGAAAGCAAUUCUGAAAGGAAUAUGGAGGACAUUUCUCCAGAGGAUUGUUUACCGUUCUUCCUGGAUGAUGAUUCUAGUGGUCCUGAUGGUAGCCCUUCCUUUUCUAGGAGGAGGUCCUCAAUGAAGUCCACCUAUGGAUUUUCUUUAGAUACAAGAGUUGAUGGAAAGGAAGCUAAAUCAAAUGUUUUGAAUAACACAGUUUUUGCUCAUACAUAUUCUAGUACCAGAAACAAUUUGGAAAAUACUAGUCUUAAGCCUGAAAUCAGUAAAUUUCCUGAUGAUAAUCUACAUGAACCUCCAAAAUUCAUGAACCAAAGGUCAAUAAAUGCCCGAUCUAGAGUUGUGGAUUCAUUAGAGUUGAUAGAUCAAGAUUAUGUUCUUGUAUCGGGUCCACCUUUGGAUGGGUCUUCUUCGUCAGCAAGUGCUUCCAAACCAAGCCAUAUACCGUCGAAGUUGCCCAGUCCUCAAGCAACUAUCAAUUUAAAUACUGCCCCCAUGCCUAUAACUUGCACUGUUAACAGUAAUAUGUGCCAUGUUGGAAGCUUGGACAGUCCAAGCUCUGCUCCCGGGACUUCUCAUGGAUCAACAGAUAUUGGAGAUGUUUUGGAGCAGCCAUCAACUCAUUGCAUGACUAGGAUUAAAUCAUUACAACAGUGUGCAGCUGCCAUCUCUGAACUAGUUCAUGAAAAGGUUGAGUCAGGUAAGCAACUGGAAGCAUUCUCGAUACAACUUGUUAUUCUCGCAAUUUGGAAGCAAGCACUGCAUAUUUGCCAUACUCGAGCUGCCUCAGCUAUUGAAGACAGCUCAAGCCAAGAAAGCACAAGGUUAAGAAGAAGUGGCAGCAAGAAGCAUGGGACUCCAGAUAUAGAAGAUUGUCCAGAUAGUGUGACAGAAAAUAUAUCCACUCAGAUUGAAAGGGAAUUUUUACGGGAAGUUGAGCAUGCAGAAGAACUUGCCAAGGCCAUCAAACCUGGAAAUAUCGAGAUGCCUGAUGCAAUGGAGACAAUAUUUCAAUCUGCCCUUGCUGUGGGAAGACAUGGGGGAGUUGAAGAGCUGAUGGGUGACAUGGAAGGUGCAUCUUUUUUAUAUUCAAAAGCAGUACGUUUAUUAGUCUUUCUUCUGGUGGAAGCGCCUUCCCUCAUUCUUAACCCGCCCUUUUCUCUCACAAACUCAGACCGGUAUAGGCUCCGAACAUACAUUGAUUUUCUCAAUAAUAGGCAGAGCCAUUCGAGGUGUCAAAGGAUGGCACUUCUCAAAUGCGAGGAACAAUGCCCACCGUAGGAAAGACAAAAUUCUUGCACUCUUCCUGGUGACUUGCUCUUGUUUACCAUGUAAAAUUAUUUGUUUGUACAGCUAUUCUUUGACUGGCUGGGGUUGGGUUGUUGUUAAAAGGUCGAUCUGUGCAAUUGGGGGAAGGUUGUUGUAAUGUUUUCAUUUAUGCGAUUUAAGGAAUGAACUGACCAAGAAACAAAAAGCAGAAGAGGAAGAAGGAAAAGGCCAAAAAUAAAAAAGAGGGGGAAAAAGAGGAUAUGGAAAAUGACGCACUGUACAUAUGUUGUGCGUCAAUUUGUUUGCUAUUUGGCACAGUAGUUAUAAAGAUAAAAAAUUCUAUCUUAUCAUA